AGAGAGAUGGUAGGCUAACGUUACAUCUCAAUAUUUAAAAAAAAAAUUGUGAGCUGAUCACAUUGAAGGAUACUAGAAGAACAGUCACAUUCAUACCAGCUUCAGCAAACUAUAUUAUUUGCAAUUGUACUCUAGAGUUUGUCAUUCCCAAUCCCCUGUAAUCAUAGCUAAAAACUAAAUGCUUUUUUUUUUUUUUUUUUUUAUAGAAAUAAUGGAGUGUUCAGAAAGAACUAAAAGAAGGAAAAUAUCAGCAAAAGUGGAGGAACAUUUGCGUCUCCUUGAAAAGGAGUCUGAUAUGAUUGAUGAUUUGUUGGCACAUGAUUCUGAAAAGGAAUACCCACUGGAUGAUUUAGAACAUACUGAAAGAGAAGAUUCCACGGACACUUUCUACGAUGCUUCUGAUCAGAACUGCUUUGAGAAUACAUCAAAUGAUUUAGAAGAUGAAAAUUCUUCAGAUAUUUUUUAUGAUUGUAACAUUUCCUCAUUCGAUGAUUUGGAUUCUGAAAACUGGGUGCCUGGUUGUGAUAGUGACUGUGAUUUGCAUGGAGAUGAAUGUUCUGAUUUGGAAGAUUAUGAUGAUGAUGAUUCACAUGGGCUUGCAGAGUGGGCUGCAGAAUUCAACAUACCACAAACAGCGCUGUCUGCCCUUCUUAAAAUUCUAAGGAAGAAGGGCCUUGAUAUCCCAAUGGAUGGCAGAACUCUUAUGUCUACUGACAGAUCUUGCAAUGUGGCGAAUAUGGCUGGGGGGUCCUACUACCACUUUGGAAUUGAAAAUGCUCUCAUAGCUGAACUAACAUCUUUAGGACAUUUAGCGAAUGUGACUGAUACUCUCACACUUCGAAUUAACAUUGAUGGAUUGCCCUUAUUCCGUAGCUCUAGUAAGAGUCUGUGGCCUAUUCUGGGUAGGAUUAAGGAAAUUCCAGGGUGUAGUGUGUUUGUAAUUGGAGUGUACUCGGGUGCGUCCAAACCCGCAAAUGUUCAAGAAUAUUUACAAGAAUUCAUUGUAGAUAUGAAAGCCGUUUCUCAGAGUGGUAUUGUGUACAAUGGUGUACAUUUCAGGGUGCCAUUACCAGAUGCUUUUAUUUGUGAUGCACCUGCUCGUGCCUUUCUUAAAUGCACAAAAGGACAUACAGGCUAUUAUGGGUGUGAGAGGUGCAAUCAAAAAGGCCAGUACAUUAAUGGGAAGGUGGUUUAUCCUGAAAUAUCAGCAGAGGUCAGGACAGAUGAGCAAUUUGGUAGGCAAGGCUAUCAACAGCACCAACUGUCAGCAUCCCCCCUAAAUGAUCUGGGUAUAGGUUUAGUUACCAGUUUUGUGUUAGAUUAUAUGCACCUUGUGUGCUUGGGGGCAAUGCGCAAAUUAAUAUUUCUAUGGUUGAAAGGGCCGCUGAAAUGCAGGCAAUCUAUGAAGUUUUUUGUUGUAAUGUCAGCAUAUUUGGUUUCUAUCAGGCAAUAUUUACCUAGCAAUUUUGCAAGGAAACCACGGUCCUUGUUUGAAUUCAGCACAUGGAAAGCUACAGAGCUUCGGCAAUUUUUACUUUACACUGGCCCUGUUGUUCUCCUCAAUAAUAUACCCAGUAGAAUGUACAGAAACUUUUUACUUCUGUCUGUAUCUAUGAGAAUUCUUCUGAGUCCUGCCUUAUGUUCUCCUGACAAUUGUGACUAUGCUGAGGAGAUUUUGAAACUCUUUGUAACAGAUUUUGCUGCAAUUUAUGGCACUGAAUUUGUCAGCUAUAACAUGCAUUCAUUGAUCCACCUAGCUCAAGAUGCACGAAAAUUCGGCCCGUUGGAUAGUGUUUCAGCUUUUCCCUUUGAGACAUUUUUAGGUAAACUGAAAAAACUUGUCCGUCGACCUCAAAACCCUGUCCAACAACUCGUCAGGCGGAUCCAUGAGAAACAGAAAGUGGCAAGCCAAAAGACCACAUCAGUUUUCAGCCCACUUAAACAGCUCCACUAUUUUGGACCAAUGAUUAAUUCAAUUGCAACAUGGGAACAAUACAGGCGUUACAAUGAUGGACAGACACUGAUCUCCUCCUCUCGUGGCGAUGACUGUUUUUCUGUAGGGGGAAGGAUUCUUAUUGUGCGGAACAUUUUGUCACAUUCUGGAACUGUUAAAGUCCUGUGUAAUUUCUUUGAAACUGCCAAAUCCUUUUUCACCUAUCCAAUGGACUCAUCACGUCUUGGAAUUCUUUUUGUUUUCAAUUUAUCUGAACAGUUGCAGCUGUUACCUGUGGAGGAGAUAAAAACAAAAAUGGUGUUGUUGCCAUUUAAGGCUGGAUAUGUGGCAUUACCACUCCUGCACUAGUGCGCUUUUUUUUUCUUCUUUUUUUUUUUUAAGUUACGAAUUUAUGUGUUUUUAUGUAUGUAUUUUGUUUUUCUUUAAGCAUGUUACCUUUCGCAAUUGUUGAAUUUAUAAAUGGUGGAGGAUUGGCAGUUAUACCGACCAAAUGGUUUAUCGGGCCUGAGGAGGAUGAAUGCUACUGGCCACCAGCAAGGAUGAACAUGGCAAAGGCGGUCAUAGAGCAACAGGACCCUCACACUGACUGGGCGACAUACAAGUUGACUGUCAAGAGAAAAAUUGCAACAUAUGAAAUUGCCCGAACAAAAUUAGUUGAGUAUGAACAGAACACAGAUGUACCAACUGAGUCCGAUUCUGCAGAGAAUAUGGGAAGGGGGAAGCGCAGAAAGAGGCGAGUGAUUUUGUCCAGUGAGGAUGAGGAUGAUGAUGACAAUUGGUCCGGCAGCCCCAUCAGGCCUACACCUCCAUCCACCCUCAGCGCACCGGUUCCAUCCACCCUCAGAUCUGUGCCGACACCUCCACUGGCUCCAUCAACACUCAGAUCUGUGCUGACACCUCCACCGGCUCCAUCAACCCUCAGAUCUGUGCCAACACCUCCACCGGCUCCAUCAACCCUCAGAUCUGUGCCGACACCUCCACUGGCUCCAUCAACACUCAGAUCUGUGCUGACACCUCCACCGGCUCCAUCAACCCUCAGAUCUGUGCCAACACCUCCACCGGCUCCAUCAACCCUCAGAUCUGUGCCAACACCUCCACGGCCUCCAUUCAACCUCAGGUCUUCACCUCCACUGCCUCCAUCUGCUAGGCCUACACUUCCACCCCCUCUGGGUAACCUUAGUUUGCCCGAUGUUUCAACCCAUCACCACGUCACCAUGUCACCAGAAACUCCUCAAAGACAAAUCAGGGACAUCAUGUUUGUUCGCAUCUUAACUCUCCUUGAGGAGAUGAAAGAGACACAAAAAAUCCAAGGGAGGAUGCUACAAAUGCUUGUACAACAGCGUGACAACAUCAGAACCACCGUCUCUUCUACCCCAGAGGGUUUUCCCCUAAAGACAGUUAGGGAUGUGGAAAUCAUGGAGGAAAAACUGGCAAACCCAAACUUCAUGUCCGAACUGGUUGCAGCUGUGACUGACAUAGGGGGGGCAACUGUUGACGAGGCCACAAGAAGGAUGAUGACCUUCCUCCUAGACCAUGGCCUAUCCAGGCAGUACAACUUUGUGGGCCGAAACGGGAAGAGGGAGUUCAAGGCCUUAAAACUAUAUGAAGUAAUUUAUGGAGGCUUAAAGAAAAACGCCAUGACCAGCCAAAUCACACGUAAAGAUGCAGAGAAGGCGGUCUCCAAGUGGCUCAUUGGUGCUAGGGACCGGGGGGGAAUAGACAGGCCCGACAGCCAACCCCUCAAUAAGGACUUCAGGCUUCGGGUUCAUCAAUUUUUUUCAAAAUGUUUUUCUUAAUUUUACUUAAAUAAA
This is a messenger RNA of Megalobrama amblycephala (Wuchang bream), 3765 nucleotides long. Its product is annotated as mucin-7-like. The coding region runs from base 2356 to 3750 and encodes 464 amino acids. The record is from RefSeq and is a predicted model, not a curated record. The transcript is spliced from 6 exons. Lineage: Eukaryota; Metazoa; Chordata; Actinopteri; Cypriniformes; Xenocyprididae.